Messenger RNA from Triplophysa rosa, 2190 nucleotides. RefSeq lists its product as uncharacterized. NCBI's taxonomy places the organism in Eukaryota, Metazoa, Chordata, Actinopteri, Cypriniformes, Nemacheilidae. The transcript has 6 exons. Bases 257 to 1096 code for a protein of 279 amino acids. The record is from RefSeq and is a predicted model, not a curated record.
CUUGUCUCUAAAAAGCUCUGUGUUAACUGCGACCAGCCGCAGAUGGACACAGUGUUGCACAUCGUCUGCGCUAUUACCGCUAAAAGGAGUUUCUCUUCCUUUGUCGUUGAGGAUUAAAUGCGUUUGCAGAUCUGGGUGUUGCUGACUAGAAAAACAGAAAGUGAAGUGAAGCUGUGACCGGAGAGACGCGUCUGGAUACACAGCGCGCGCGCAAGCUUGGAUACAGCCGCUUUACGCGGAUAAACAGGGUUUGAGGAUGGAGGAGGAAACUCCAGUAAAACCAUCAGUGGCUCAGCUGGCUGGACGACUCAGAGGUCAUGCACUGCCGAUGCCAGGAAACAUAGAGGUUAAAUUAAUGAGAAGACCUCCAUGCUCGCUGCAGAUAAACAACCAAACAGAUAAAGAUACCGAACAUGAGAAACCAUCAAUCUGUCCUCCCAAAAUGAAGAUAAAAAGUUCUCCUCUCAUUGAAAAACUACAGGCCAACCUAGCUCUUUCUUCAAGCGUACUACUGUCACCACCUAAAAAUCCAGAGAGCAAACACCCACCCACCGUUUCCAAUCCCAGCAGCCUCUGCAGCUCCCUGAGAUCCACCCUGCAGCCAGUUCAGCUGUCCUGUGACGAUGAAGUGCCGGUCUGCUUCGAGCAACCGGCCGAGGGCACUCCGCUGACCAGCAUUAACAAGAGCCGAGCCAGGCUGUCUUUUAAAAGACGUCUGCCCACGCGACAACACAGGAAGUCAGCAUGCGAGGAGGCAAAGGCUAACACGGAAGACGAGUCGUCACGACAACCAGACGACCCGCGGCAGAACGGUGACGGCGAGGAGGUUUCGGGUGCCUCUCUGCAGGAGGAUGAAGAAGAAAAGAUGUCUUCCUCUCAUACAGAUCCAGAAGAGCAGGAGAGAGACAGGAUGGAGAACAGAGAUGCUCUCCAGGAAAAUGACAGGAGUGAAGUGAGCCAGACAGAAAAGGAUAAGAGAGUGACUUCAGAUGAGCACCAGCCUUCUGACUGUAAACAGACACAGGAACCAGAGCCAGAUGAAACGGCAGAAGAUCAGACAGACAUGAAGGAGAACAAGGAACUGCUGGGCAUUUGACGUAAAAAUGCUAAAGAUGGAUGGACACACGUGGACCUUAGUAUGAAUGAAGACGGACAAUGUCUGAACGCAAGGACUGAAUUAUUUUCUUGUAGAAUAAUGGAUUUGCGGACUUUUAUAAAUGUUACAUAAAGGGUUAGAUCUAGGCUAGCCGAAAUGAACCUACCUACAGUUUGUCUGAGCUAUUCAUAUGCCUCAGUUUUUUCUUCAACUUGAUUUGUUAUUGGCUUUUGGAAACUGUCCCUUUAAAGAACUUUUUCAGCUUUCACCUUAAAUCAACAUUGUGAUUUAAAAAUAUUUUUGAAAUGAUUCUACUUAAAGAGUCUUAAUGAAAUCCACUAUGGAGUAUAGGGGAGAGUGGGGUAAGCUGUGCCACUUUUUACAGAGAAAGCACAUACUGAAAUGUAAAGCUUGAAGUUUUUCAAAGUAGGUCACUUUACAUAAAGUGCAUGAAUGUUAGCGGUAUUUUUCUUAUAAAAUGCAUGAAUGUUAGCGGUAUUUUGUAAUAGCGUACUGGCACAGCUUACCCCAAAGCAUAAGGCACAUGUCAUUUUUAGAGGAAAAACACAUUUCAAAAUUAAUGGGUAACCUUUAUCGAUUUAUACAUUGACCUUUUUUCGUAAACAAAUCCUUAUCAAUUAUCUUGUGUGCAUUUCUCAUUCACAGGCAGCUGUAUGAAGGGUCUUUAAAUAUAUGGGCAUAAAUGAUAAAGUUAGACUCGCUUACAUUUUUUUUUACAGUUAAUCCUUAAACAAUCUUAAAUUCCCACAAUGUUCCUGUUGUCCAGCUCUGACGAUGACCCUAAAUCUGUGUGCCACUUUUAAUUUGCUGACAGUUAUUGAAAUCCAUCAUUCAUUUUCAUUUUUAAAGCUUGCAUAUACUAUAAAUGUUUUAAUACAUAUGCAAUACAUCUAAUACAAUGCAAUAGGAGGAGAUUUAUGCAAAAGCCAAAUGUACUAGCAGUGUCCAUUGUUAUGCAAAGUACAGUGAUACUUGAAUGUUAAAUAGGAAUGCUGGGAAUGUAUCGCUGUGACUACAAUGCUACUGUACAGACCUUUUACUGUCUGUCUAAGAAUCAAUAAAAACUUGUUUUA